CUAUAGCCGCGACCACCAGGAGCACGGGGCUGAUGACGAACAUCGAGAAGAGGCCAAAUACGACAACCGCGAUACACCCGCAUAUGGCCGUGCCGAAGACGAAUAAUGCAAUGGGGAUUGAAGCUAGGAAAAGUAUAGGGAUAGUGAUGAUCCCAAUCAGAGCGGUGAGCGUGAUGGGGAUCAUAGGAAUCACGGCGAGAUUCAUCGUAUACUAGAAGACGUUAAAGACUAUUUGUAUUGGUGAAG
Molecule: messenger RNA, 246 nt
Organism: Aspergillus welwitschiae
Lineage: Eukaryota; Fungi; Ascomycota; Eurotiomycetes; Eurotiales; Aspergillaceae
Exons: 1
Coding region: 33-215 (60 amino acids)
Source: RefSeq, a predicted model, not a curated record